This is a messenger RNA of Peronospora matthiolae, 1203 nucleotides long. NCBI's taxonomy places the organism in Eukaryota, Oomycota, Peronosporomycetes, Peronosporales, Peronosporaceae. The record is from the annotation of a GenBank genome assembly.
AUGAGUAAGAAGGUGGUACUCGAGGAAGAGCAGUACGUUGAGGCGCUCGGCCAGAUCAUUGAGCGGGACUUCUUCCCAGACCUUCCUGGACUCAAGAGGCAGACAGAGGUGUUACGUGAUGGAGACGAGAGUAGGACAGAAACGGAUACUUUGUUACGUGGGGCAAGUGCAAGAGGGACUCCGUCAGUGCAAAGUAAUGCUGGUGGCAUGGGGUGGGACCAAGCUACCGAGCGUUCUGUUAAUCUCGGCUUGGAGUUGGACGCAAAACAUGCUGAUAGAGACGGCACCAAUGCUUCAAUGACACUGGGCCGCUUUGUAGCAACGUACACUUCAGAGGACAAUGAAUCGUUCAAUGAACUGCAAGAAAAGGCAGUAAGGGACCAUCGGCGACAGUAUCAUUGGGCGUACGAUGAAGAUGAGGAAAAGGGUGAUCCGAAGCUGCAUUUGUUGACGGAUGGGACGUGGAUUUCAAAGGAGCAGCGACAACUUGUUGACGAGUCGUGUGCUCCAAAAGGCAUAAAAGACGAGAGACCUAGUGCUCCCGAGACGUGGGUGUUUCGCGCAAGAAAUGCGCUCUUGUUUCCACCUGAUGUGGCAGGAGUGCAGGAUCUUUGUAAGGUUCCAGCGGGUUCAGAAGAACAGCUUUUACUCGAAAAUGGCCCAGAUUCACGCGUUAGGCAGCCACCGAAGGCGAGGAAGAAGAUAGUUUACGCGAACUCCAGAUUCCCCACCGAGGAUCUCCGUGCGGCCAAAAAUGGAGCGAUGUUACCAUCGUCUCGAAAGGAUUAUUCGCUAGUGCCAAUGACGCCACUUAUUGCGCCAGGUGUGCAUGGAAGUCCGCUGAUGACAUGGGGAGAGAUUGAAGGCACGCCUGCAGUCCUUGAGGCCCUCCCAGUUCGCAAUCUGCAAACACCAAGUUUUGAGCUUCAAGAGACGUCGCGACGAGAGAAACUUGCCAAUCGACUGGAAUCGGAAGCUCGCCGUCGCAAUCUCGACUCAAGGAUGCCAGGAAUCAAGACCCCGUCGAGAAAGCGACCGGAAUUCGAUCGAACGUCAGUAUCGCGCAGUGUUCGUGCCCGCGUUUCCAGCAUUCGGUCGACCCCAGUAGGAUCCGAUGUGCAGUUGAGGGCAAGCUAUUCUACACCUUCGCGGCCACCGCGUCAUUUUUCCAAAACACAGAAAAGAAACGAUAAAAGAUGCUGA